Molecule: messenger RNA, 1874 nt
Organism: Patiria miniata (bat star)
Lineage: Eukaryota; Metazoa; Echinodermata; Asteroidea; Valvatida; Asterinidae
Exons: 2
Coding region: 241-933 (230 amino acids)
Source: RefSeq, a predicted model, not a curated record
UUGAAAAAUGCACCUUGUGUGUGCGAAGUGAAUGAAAGCGAAGGAAUAUAAACACGCUUGCGCCAACGGAACUUUAAUCCUGUAUGAUUCAUACGGAAAUUCCAUAGCAAGGUGCAGAAAUCCAACGUCGUUGACUUCUACACUGCUUUCUCCAGUGACAACUACAAAAGUUGACGAGUUUGUAAGUUUACGAGUUUUGUUUGGUGUAUUGGAAUACGGACAGGAUUUUGUUCCAGUAUCAUGCGGUGGUUGAUGGAAUUCAAGAUGAUGCAUUUCGUCAGAGUAACUCCAAACAUAGCUCCAAUUUAUGUGCAUCAGGAUUGCACGGAUUAUCAAAUGGGAGAAGAACUCGAUACUAUCAAAGAAGUUCCGGAGAACGGGACAGAAACUUCAACAAAGGAAAUAUCUUCUAUCGACACACAGCCAGAUCUUCUGGAAUCCUGCCCAGGUUCAUCAACUCCAAUACAACACGAAGGAGGAACUUUUUCAUCCGGGUGCAAUAUAGAAUCCAGUCCAUCCCCAUCUCAGUCCAAGACCGACCACGAGGAUGCCUUGUCAGCGGACGAAGGCAUCCAAACCUCCCCGCCGUUUGAGACGGAUGACCCAUGGGACCACGACUCGGACGCGCAUGAGAUCACGACGACGCCUAACAAGAGAAGAUACUCAAUGUCCGCUGUCACCCCGCGGUCAGCGCGAAGCACGCAAGAGGUAGACGGGGAAAUCGGCGUGAAGCUCCGGUCUCCCACGAAGUCGUGGCUCGCUGAGGAGGUUAAAGCACGGAGAUGGAGAUACCGUCCCAAAAGUUGUUCCUUACCGCACAUGGACUGGUUGAAGCAACGGACGGACACGGCGCUAGACAGGAGCGCCGAGAUGCAACGACGGACGGCCGAGCUGAUACGGAGUGCCAAGAGCGUGCGCGAGCAAGACGUCUGAAGAGCAAAACUCUUGACUCUCACUUAAGGUGAUAAUGAUGGACACUUCGUGCUGCAUCAUGAUGGACACAAGAACAAUGGGAACGUACAUUAGCACCAUGGUCUUCUGAUUUUCAAUUAAAGUCUUCAUUUUUUUCUUCAAAACUCAGUUGGCUCACUGUUGCCAACCUGAACCGUGUAUUUCGUUGAUCAAAUCUUUUUAACAACUAGUUUUAAACUAAAACUAAUAAGUUUGUAUAGCUCCUCUUUUUAACAGCCAUUUUAAAGCUCUUUUUACCGACGGAGUUGGGGGAUGUCUUCACCAAAUAUCUCACAUCCCGCAAUGACCCCUACGGGAAGGACAAAAACACAUGAUAUUGAUAUCUGUGCGCGUGAAGACAACAGCCGCAGUUUCUGACAACCAGCCAAUAACAAGUAGCGUUCAAGUGAAAAAGCUUCAAUUUGAGCAAAAUUGGUUGCCAAUCCGAGGAGGAAUUUUAUGCAAUGGAUGAUAACCGGAUACUACAGGCAGUGCAGGCCAUCUAUAAAAGAACCAGCCUCAGAAUCACUGCUUUAGUGUUUGUUUUCGGUCUUUUCAGCAUAAAUUUGGAUGAAGCCAAUAUAAAUAUCUUGCACCAAGACGUACGCAUUUAUCUUGUUCUUUUUCCACGUUUAUUCAUAUAUCGUUUCACUCUUGUCCUCAUUAACUUGUCAUGUACUCAAUGUGAAAUAAAAGACGAAUGUACAUGUACACGCAUUGAACUUACAUGUAGGUUAACAUCUCAGAUUGAUGGAAAAACAAUACAUGCAUUUUUCCAAUCUUCGUCUUUGUUUUAUGGUCAAUUAAGACUGUGUUUGAGUGAAAUGGACUUUUUCAAAAACAAAUAUGUACAGGUAUGUACAUCUGUACACUUUUACGACAAUUAAAACAAAAAUCAACCCAAUAGUUGUGGUUUUACGAAA